This is a messenger RNA of Linum trigynum, 1761 nucleotides long. NCBI's taxonomy places the organism in Eukaryota, Viridiplantae, Streptophyta, Magnoliopsida, Malpighiales, Linaceae. The record is from the annotation of a GenBank genome assembly.
ACGCGGCGGUUCUUAACUUCAGUUCAGUCGUUGUGAUUCUGGAAACUGAAGAGGAUAACGAAAAUGGAAGAAUGAAACCCGGGAGCAGCUUGCCGGAAACCCUACCGAGCUGAGAUCAGUGAAGCAACCAUUUUCAGGUGUCUUGCCACCCCAAAGGUAAUUCUCUCUCGCCAAUUACAUCUUCUAGGGUACCAUUGAUUUUUGGUCAGCCACGAGAAACACGAUGAAAUUCCUCGAACGAAUGAACUGUUGGGUACUUCAAUCGAAAUUUGGAUCUUCAAGCUUGGGUUUUUAAUGUUAUCCCCUUAUGCACUUGGUUUCAAUGGUUUCCUGAGAAUCAGCAGCUGAAUUGGGGGUUUUAUCCAGUCCCACUUUAGUUGAUGACUUGAUGUUAUCGUAUAAUGGUUUAAGAUGAAACGCAGAAAUGGAGGUUUCUGAUUUCUCUGAACAUUUUCUUAUUCAUAUUAUUUCAAUCUGCAGGUAGAAGGAAAUGAUUCUAAACGGAUGCAUGAUACCUUCGGGGUAUGCUUAUACCAAUACCAGGGCUGGUCAACCCACAUAUGGUAGGUUGGCGUCUGCUCGUGUUCCAUGUAAACCUGCGAAUGCUGCAGCCUUAAGCAUUAGAAGUUCUUGGCAGGGGCCAAUAUCGUGUUCCUCUGGAGCUUUAUCUGGGUCGCGUAAUCUCUCUGCUGCAUCAAGCCCUCUCAUUAAUGGGGAACGCGGUGGAUUAUUACGCAUGAUUCCCUCUCUUCCAAGACAGCGCGGAUCCAAUCUCCCUGCUCGAGCAGCAAAAGAUGUGCCCACUAGCUUUCGGUUCCCACCAAUGACCAAGAAGCCGAGAUGGUGGUGGAGAACCCUAGCAUGCCUCCCUUAUCUGAUGCCUCUCCACGAAACCUGGAUGUAUGCUGAGACAGCAUAUCACCUGCACCCCUUCCUCGAAGAUUUCGAGUUCCUGACAUACCCGUUUCUCGGAGCUAUAGGGAGUUUACCGGGCUGGUUCUUGAUGGCAUAUUUCUUCGUCGCUUACCUUGGAGUUGUAAGGAGAAAGGAAUGGCCUCAUUUCUUCAGGUUCCAUGUGGUUAUGGGGAUGUUGCUUGAGAUUGCCCUCCAGGUUGUUGGCACAGUGAGUCGUUGGCUGCCACUCGGUAUCUACUGGGGCAAAGUCGGGAUGCAUUUUUGGACAGCAGUGGCGUUCGCUUACCUCUUCACGGUCUUGGAGUGCAUAAGGUGUGCUUUAGCCGGUAUGUACGCUGACGUCCCCUUUGUGUGUGAUGCUGCUUACAUUCAGAUUCCAUACGACUAAUGGUAGCAUUGCAGGUUAAGAUAGAAUCUAGAAACCUUGGUCUGUACGUUGUUUUAAUGCUUACUUUUCCCAUAUGUAGUCUCUAGUUGCAAGCAUUUUAAGUCAUGAAUCUUUUGUGUGCUUCCCUAUCUCUCUUUGGAUGAACAAAGUUAAAAAGGACCCAUUGAUGUUUUAACCAGAGAGAAUACUUUCUCAACCAGCGCCAUGGGUUUGAUCUAACCAUAGGGUUAGUUUCUGGAUAACUUGUUCAAGUAAGCACAUAGAGUGCUAUGCUUUUUGCUCCUUAUUGGUGAAAUGCCUCUGUUGUUUCCUUCCUAGAGAAAGAAACAAUUGUCAACAUCACAAGGACGAGUGAAAAAAGUUUGGGUCACAGUGGAGAACAGCUACUCAGGUUUGUGAUUUUCUGCGUCGGAUUGGUCGUGGAACUCACUUGAGACAAAUAGAAGUUAGACUUACAC